Cajanus cajan (pigeon pea) is the source of this 6782-nucleotide messenger RNA. The record is from RefSeq and is a predicted model, not a curated record. Lineage: Eukaryota; Viridiplantae; Streptophyta; Magnoliopsida; Fabales; Fabaceae.
UCUCCUACAACAAGAAGAUACUAGAGUGAGUGGGAAAAAGAGUUUGGUUCCCAAGCGGGGGUCCAUACGGUGUCUGCCUGAACCCUUGUUCCUCCUAACAUUUACCCUUCAUUUCGCAAUCGCUGCUUCCCAUCAAAACGAAACGCAUCGAAAUCCAAAUCCCACACCCUCCGUUUCCUCCAAUUCCAUGGAUUCGUUCCAGCAACCACACGGCUACAUGAGGCCGCCGCAACCGCCACCACCACCGCCGCACACGGCGGAUCCCCACCACCAUCCGCACCACUUUCACCAGAUACCGCCACCGCCGCCCCAGGCCCCCUGGUUCUCCUCCCAAUUCCAAUACCACCCUUCCCAGACCCCUUCCCCUCCGCCGCAGUGGCCGCAACCGCCGCCUCAGCCUCCUCCUCCGGCGAACGCUUAUUCUUACCAUCUCAACCAGUUUCCUCCUCCUCCUCCUCCUCCUCCGCGUUCUCACGUGCCACCUCCUCAGUUCACACCUCACUCCCACAUUCCUCAGCCUUAUCCUCAGGAAUGGAGCAACCCUAACUGGCCACCUAACCAGGGCUAUCCAGCCCACAAUAAUGAGGAAGAUUGGGCUGCUAAGGCCAGAGCUUGGGCUGAUGCUAAGGCUGCAAUGGAAAGUCAGCAUCCACAAUCACAUUUUUCACCUGCUGGAAGAUUGCAAGAGCAAAGCCAUUAUCAUGAUCAGUAUCAACAACAUGUUGACUCACAUUAUGCUGAUAUUCAAAACCAAUCCCAUCCAUCAUCAAGCUAUCAACAAUUUUCCUAUUUGGAUGCAUCUGCGCAGCGGCUUUCAGGACAUUCCCAGGAGGCUGCACCUGUCAGUUUGGAGACACCUUAUACUUCAGAUGGACUUUCAUACAGUGCUAGAGAUGGGACCAGCAUUGGAGAUUCGACCAUUUCAUUUGAACAAGGAAACUUGCCAACAAAUCCGUCAGUUCAUCAGCAGGAGGUACCUUCUAGUUAUAGUUCUGUUGCAGGUAAAGAGGCUGCCGAUCAUAUUCAACAAUCAUAUUCAGUCUUUCCUUUGUCAAGUUCCACAUCUCAAGAACGCCAUGUGCAACCAUCAAUGCAUACACCACCUUUUGCAUCCGGCAGCCACUCAGUUGACUCUGCUAUCAGUCUUGCUGAUCAACCAUUAGAUUUUGCACCUAGGUUUAAUCGUGAUAGUGACUUGCCAAUGCCAUCAACUUAUAAUCAUCAUGAUUCCAGUACAUCAAUGAAUAACUGGGCUGCUCCGGUGACACAUGGUGUUGGUUAUCCACCAAUACCUCCAAUUCUUGCCUCUGGGCAACAGCAUGACCCUUCUAUCACCACUCCUGGUCAUGUGGCCCCGCCAUUUGGAAGGUUUCCUGGACCUGGCCUCUCUUCAACCAUUCCACCAAGUGGUGCACCCUUUACCCUUAGCUCAGGAACUACAAUUCAUCCUACCACGACUUUCUCUGCUGAUGCAUAUGGGGUAUCUGGUGUUCCUGAUCGUCCUAAAAAGGCUUCAGUCCCUAACUGGCUUAGAGAGGAAAUAAAGAAAACAGUCAUUACUGCUCCUGCAGAGAAUCAGAAAGAGGAAGCAACAUUUAGAAAUGAUGGCAUUGACAAGUCGUAUGUGCGAGGUGAUGAGGCGGAUAGUAAAAGCAUUGAUUCAUCUAGAUCAGCUGAGGAUGAAGAUGAUGAUGAGGAUCAAGUUGAAGCAGCUAGAACUGUAGCAAUCAACCAAGAAAUAAAAAGAGUUCUGACUGAAGUUCUUUUGAAGGUUACUGAUGAAUUGUUUGAUGAAAUUGCUACCAAAGUUCUUGCUGAAGAUGAUCUUACUGCUGAAGUGGGUCACAAGGUUGCCACCUCAAACCAUAAGGCAUCAGCAUCUCCACUCUCAGCUACAGUGCCUAAGGCAUCUGCAAAGGUUUUAGUUCCAAUCAAAGAGAAGGUAGAAAAUGAUGGUGCCAGUGAAAAAUCUAGUUCCAGCUCUCCUGGAGAUGUUUUAGGUCUUGGAAAUUACGGUUCUGACGCUGAUGAUGGAGACAACGAAAUUGAGAGUUCCAGUGUGCCAAUUUCUGCAAAAGAUGCUGCCUAUCAGUCAGGGAUUAAGAAACCUUUGUCAGAUACACAUGAUGUAUCUGUUAAUGGCAUUUCACAACUUGAUGAGCAUGGUAGAAGGGACACUAAUUUGGUGAAUAAUCAGGUCAAAACCAUCUCUUUACCACCCAGAAGUAGCAAUGAUGCUGGUUCUGAUCAAUUGCAUGAUUAUAAGGUCACCAGAGAAUCCAAUCAUUCACAUUCUUCCAAGGCGUUGUCUGAAGAUCUUAGGGAUAAUGGGCUUAAUGCUUUUGAAAGAAGCCAGGAUAGAGUUAAUGGUUUUAGUUCUAAAGAUACUUCAGGAACACCUAGCUCUGAACUACAUGGUAAGAAUGUUAGUGUGGAAAAGGCAACAGAUGAUCAUCCAAGCAGGGAAAGUAGAAGAAAAUCAGAAAAAGUUGAUCGGCUUGACAGAAGUUCUGAGAAAGACUUUGUAAAGGAGGUACACAGUAGUAAGACAAAGACAGAUGAAAAAGGUAAUGAGAAUCAUAGAAGAAAGGAUGAAAGAAAUCAGAAAAGGGAAAAAACAGAUUAUGGCAGUGAAGCAAAAGAAAGAGUGAAAGAGCACAAUUUAAGGCAUGGGGAGAAGGCAAAAGAAUCAGAGUCUAGGAAAAGGUCCUCUCAUGUUGAUGUCAAGGAUAAUAAAAAGGAAGCAGAAAAAUCCCAUAGAGGCAGUGCCACUGAUGAUACUAGCCGGAAAAGGGAGCAUGCAAAGGAUAAGGGGGAACACAAAUCAAGGCAAAAAGAGGCUAGUAAUCCCGACAGGCACAGAAGAAGACGCUCAUCUUCAGUAAGCAGUAGAGGUAGAACCAACAAGGAUCAUUUUAAUCAUGCUGGUGAUUCCAGUGAAGGCUCAGAUGGCUCAAAAAGGAAGCUGCAUUCAAGAAAGCGUGACUUAUCACCGUCUCCUGUCAGAUCUAAAAGAAGACAACUUUCGCGGUCUCCUCAUAGCAAGCGUUCUCAGCGCAGGCAUUCUCCCUAUUCUUCUCUUGAUUCUUCCAGGUUUGUUGCCAUAAAGUUUUCUAGAUUAAGAUUUAUGUUUUUCAGACACUUCCAACAUCAUAUAAGAUUAAGCUGCACAGGUGAAUUUGUCAGGCUUCAUUUUUACAAGAAACCCACUCAAAAAAACCUUCAACCAAUGGCUUCCGGUAGCAAUUCCUUGCCUCCGCCUCCAGUAUUUGCUGGAGAAAAUUAUGAUUUGUGGGUUGCAAAGAUGAGAACUUAUCUUAGAGCUCAAAGUUUGUGGGAAGUGGUGGAAAAUGGAAGCAACCCAGCUCCUUUACCAGAUAACCCAACAAUGGCUCAGGUAAGAUUUCAUAGUGAUGAAGUGGCUAAAGAAGGCAGAGAACUUGCCAUCAUACAAGCAGCUGUUCAUGAUGAUGUUUUUAUCAAGAUUUUGAAUCUUGAUACAGCAAAAAAGGCUUGGGAAAAACUUCAGGAGGAGUUCCAAGGUAGUGAAAGAACAAGGAGAAUGAAGGUGCUAAAUUUGAGAAGAGAAUUUGAAGCCAUCAAAAUGAAGGAAGCUGAAACAGUGAAGGAGUUUGCUGAUAGGUUUUCUAAAGUGGUUACACAAAUCAGAUUAUUGGGUGAAGAACUCAGUGAUCAACGAGUUGUGGAGAAAAUAUUGGGGUCUCAUGUGGAGCUAUGGUCAGUUUGGCUAUCUGGGUUUGUCUUCAUUGCUCUCUCUCUCUAUGCCACUCACAGAUUACCUUCACUCAAGGAUCACAGCAGAAUUUCCAAACAUGCCACUUUGGAUUACUCAAGUCUUAGUAUCACCACAUUCUCAGCUCCUAAACCCUUUAAGGGCUCUACUGGGAUCAGACAGACACUGGCUGUUAAGUCAUGGUUGGCACUGUCUCCAUAUGUUACUGUUGUUUUGUUUAGUCAAGAUCCUUCUGCUGCAUCUUUCGCAGAUGCUUUCGAUUCCAGGGUUGUGGUUGACACUAACAUUGAUUUCACCUUCCUUGGUACUCCUUUUUUCCAUUCCAUGAUUGCAAAAUCACGUUCAUACACAUCAGAGAUAUCUGUUAUCAUUGAUCCCGAAACUGUUAUCCUUUCUGGAUUCAUCUCUACCCUAAACCAUGUGUAUGGACUUGACCAUGAUUGGCUUCUUGUUGCUUCGGUUCAGAAUGUUUCUUACUUCCCAUUCCACUUGGAUGAGUCUGGGAAACAUUGGCAGACAGAUAAUGGGAAACAUGUGAAGAUCCAGGAGCUGCAGAAAAUACUUCAACAGAAUUGGCAGGGGAGUCAUUGUUAUACAAAAAUGCUCAUGGUGUGGAACAACAAGGAUUUGCCUCUACAUAAUGGAGUUCUUCCUCCUUUCUUGUAUGGUAAGGGGAUUCACAACAAUUGGGUGAUUCAUGAGGCCAUGUCAUCGGAGUUCAGAUUAUUGUUUGAUGCUAGUUUGACCAUAACAAGUUUCUAUCUGAAUGGUGAGGAUGAUCUUAGUCCUACACAUGGUAAUUCUAGUGAUGUAGAUAUUGAAAAUAGAAAUUGGGAGUACAUUGGCAAUUCCCACAUAGCGGCAAACUAUGGCUCAUUUUUCUACAGUGAAGCUAACUACUCUAGCAUGGUCAAACUUUUAAAGUGUAAUAAACAAUACAUUAUGGUUGACACCAAGAAAAACAUUGUUUAUCCAAUUGGACGCCAAGUUGCAAUGAAUCUGAUGAAGGAAAAGAUUUUUCCAUCUUGGUUAAGGGAAAACACAAUGUAUUGCAUAUCUCGUAUGAAAUCACAGGCCAAAUCAUUGGAUUGCUCUGUGAAGGAUCAGAAGAAAAUUCCAGCAACCUUGGAGCUUCCAUUCUCUCUAGAAUCACUCCUGUCUAUCAGAGCAGACAAAAAUAAAUCAGUUACACUUACUGUUGCUGGUUAUAGCUACAAGGAUAUGCUCAUGAGUUGGGUUUGCAGAUUACGAGAACUGUCCAUUGAAAAUUUUAUUGUGUGUGCCCUUGACCAGGAAACUUAUCAAUUCUCCAUCAUGCAGGGAAUUCCCGUUUUCACAGAUCCAAUAGCUCCAAGUAACAUCAGUUUUGAUGACUGCCACUUUGGAACAAAGUGCUUCCAAAAGGUGACAAAGGUGAAGUCAAGAAUUGUUCUGAAGAUUCUCCAGCUAGGUUACAAUGUACUUCUUAGUGAUGUUGAUGUGUACUGGUUUAAAAACCCAGGUCCCUUGCUUCACUCUUUUGGCCCUGCUGUUCUUGUUGCACAGUCCGAUGAAUACCAAAAACAAGGACCAAUAAACCUACCGAGGCGCCUGAACUCCGGCUUCUAUUAUGCUCAUUCCGACACUCAAACAAUUGCAGCCAUAGAGAAAGUGGUAAAACACGCAGAAACUUCAGGAUUAUCCGAGCAGCCAAGCUUCUACGACACAUUAUGUGGGCAAGGAGGAUCCAACCGUGUUGGAGACAACAAAUGUGUGGAACCUGAAACUAACCUAACAGUACAUUUCUUAGACAGAGACCUUUUCCCAAACGGUGCUUACCAAGACCUGUGGCGGGAAAAGAACGUAAAAAAUGCAUGUUUGAAGAAGGGUUGUUACAUUAUCCACAACAACUGGAUCAAUGGGAGGCUAAAAAAACUGGAGCGCCAAGUCUUGUCUGGUUUAUGGGAGUAUGAUCCUGGCACAAGAAUGUGUCUAGUGCAUGAUAACUCUGAGGUGCAGGCUAUGCUGAAGCGUGUGGCUCACUCGUUUGGCCUGGUAGAGCACAAAGAGAAAGGUUCCAGGAGGAAGAACCAUUGUGAGGCUGCGGCGGCGCCGGAGUUGUACUUGCCGUCGAAGGACUUUGUUGUGAGGAUAAUUCAUGCAGGUGGAUAUCAGGAACUGUAUAGACAUGCAGUUCCUGCGUCCAAGUUGAUGGCAAAGUAUCCAGGGAUGUGUGUUGCACGGCCAGAAGUGUUCAGAGUUCCUCAUGAAUCAGUCUUGUGGCAUGAAGAGGUUCUGUUGCCGGGUCACAAGUAUAUCCUCAUCUCGUUUAGAGAUGUGGAGAAGCUGAAACGUAAGAUUUUUGAGGAAGGGAAGGUUAAUGGGGAGGUGCAGGACAAAGUGAAAGUGCCAAAUGGUGUUGCAGGCCAUGAGGCAUUGGACGAAGAAAUCCAUAGUGGACAUAGUUACAAAGCGAAUGGGAAAGUUCAAGAGCCAAAUGGAGUUGCAGAGCAAAGGGUGGUGGAAACAAGCAAAACUGUGUCUCCCAAAGGCCAAUGGAACAACAGUGUUGAAGAGAUAGUGGACUCUAGUUUGGAUAGUUCUCUGAGUGAAGGAGGUGUAGAGAACUCUUUUUUCUCUGCAAAGGAUUUUUAUGUGCCUAGGGAGAAGUCCAAAACCACUUUUUAUGUCCCUAAGGAGAAGUCCACAAUCACAACCACAACCACAACCACUUUUUAUGUCCCUAAGGAGAAGUCCACAACCACAACCACAACUACAACCACAAAACCUUCAAGACGAAAAGGAAUAAAAGGGAAGAAGCCUUUUGCGCCACCUCUUCCAAAGCAAAGACCAUACCGGAGUUUGGGAUGGCAACCGAGCCUCUCACCUGUGAAGGAACUCUCUCCAUGAUUUUGUAAUGGAUUUCCUUUCUGUAACUAUUAUUCUAGGGUGGUACUCGCGUGCCAUUGAAUUGCGGAUUUCUCUUCAUCGAUCUAAUAGAUAGCUGUUACAUCGUAUUAAUAAAAUCUAAACAUUAUUCCCACGUUUA